GGCUAUUUUUAGGCCGGAUAUGUCUCAUGAGAUAGACAUUUCACCCCUCUCACCUGUGCUUUAAGAGGAUGAGCUAUAUCAUCGGCCUUACAGGUCGCGGCGUAAUUGAAUUGGCAAAACAGCUUUUAUCAUAAGAACAUCAUAAUGGAUCACAUAAAGGCUAUCCCCCUUCUGGUGGGUCUUGGCGUUGUGGUCGGAACAGCCAUUCUGACCAAGUUGUACUUGUCGAAGAAACGCGGUCCCCCUCGCACCCUCCAAGAUCCCACAGUCAAGUACCCCCUGGAGCUGAUUGAGCGGGAGGAAAUAUCCCACGACACGAGACGAUUUAGAUUUAAGCUCCCGACCCCAGACCAUAUUCUUGGUCUUCCCAUUGGUCAGCACAUCUACCUCUCAGCUAGAGUUGACGGGCAGUUGGUUGUGCGGCCAUACACCCCUGUUUCCAGUGAUGAGGACAAGGGCUACAUUGAUCUUGUUGUCAAGGUCUACUUCAAGAAUGUGCACCCCAAGUUCCCGGACGGCGGGAAGUUGAGCCAGUACCUUGAAGGGAUGAAGAUCGGAGAAACCAUUGACGUGCGAGGCCCAUCGGGGUUGCUUGAGUACCGUGGCCGAGGGGUCUUCGCCAUCAAGCCAGACAAGAAGUCUCCACCAAACCUCACCACCGCCAAGAAGGUCAACAUGAUUGCCGGUGGAACCGGCAUCACUCCCAUGCUGCAGCUGGUGCGUCAGGUGGCAAGAGAUGAGGGAGACAAGACACAGUUGGCCUUGAUUUUUGCAAACCAGACAGAAGCAGAUAUAUUGUUGCGUCAGGAGCUAGAGGAGGUCCAGGCCCAACACCCAGAAAAAUUUAAGUUGUGGUACACUGUUGACCGUCCAGAAGCAGGCUGGAAGUAUAGCAGUGGCUUUGUCAGUGCUGAUAUGAUUUCAGAGCACUUGUUCCCACCAAGUGACGACACCCUGGUGCUCAUGUGUGGGCCUCCACCUAUGAUCAACUUUGCCUGUGUCCCAAAUCUGGACAAACUUGGAUACUCACCUAACAUGAGGUUUGCCUAUUAGGAGCUGUUGAAGAAAGAUGAAUAUGGGCAGGCAGGGAUCAGAAAACCCAGCCCAGUUGUUACAAAAAGAUGAAAAGAAUGGAAGGGAUGUUUCCUGUAGUCUCAAUAUCCUAAUCCCUUGCCAAGUAGUCAAGUUAGGAUGUUGAUAUGUAGUGAAUGGCAUAGAGGAUUGUGGGCAAAGAGUUUUUUCAGUUACGAAGAAGCGUCUCGUAUUAAUUUGUUUGUCUCUUGCUUUGCCUUACACGUUUUUGAUAUGUCAGAAGUAUUACUAAAACUAGAGCAAGCAUUGUGACCAAUUCAUUUUUUUUUUUUUUUUUUUCUGAGAAUGAUAUCGGUAUUGAGUUACUUGACCAUCCCUUUGACUGCAAUGUCCGGUUCCCUUGUUAUAGGCAACCAUGCAGCUCCGGCUUGCAUUCCUGUCUUUCUCUUUGUUGUAUGGCAUUUGUAGCAUUAAGUUGUUUAUUGCUAAUGUGUACAACAUGUGAUAAUUUAAAAGAUUUAUUUUCUGUCAUCAUUUCCUUAAUAUUUAAAAAAAAGAAACUCACCUCAAGUCACCUGUCACAAUGGUAGUUUUAUUUUAGAUAAAUCACAGUUUGAAAUAACAUGCAUGUUAUUAUUUUAAGCAUUUAAAUUACAUGUUGUAUUGUUUUAGAUGUAUGAAAUUAAAGUUUGUAUAAAUGUUUGUCUUGUUUAUGAAUUAAUAGAGCUUUGAAGGGAGUAAUGAAGUAACCAGAAGAUUAUAACCUUGUUAGAAUUUGAGUGUUUAAUGUGCCUAGAGCUGGUAAGAAGGAAUUGCAGUGAGAUUGCUGGGUAAUAAAAAGUUCUCAUGACAAA
This is a messenger RNA of Penaeus indicus, 1886 nucleotides long. RefSeq names its product NADH-cytochrome b5 reductase 3-like. Lineage: Eukaryota; Metazoa; Arthropoda; Malacostraca; Decapoda; Penaeidae. Bases 145 to 1053 code for a protein of 302 amino acids. Gene Ontology annotation, molecular function: oxidoreductase activity; FAD binding. The record is from RefSeq and is a predicted model, not a curated record. The transcript is spliced from 7 exons.